AUGCCGUUGAAGGAGAGAGCAGUUUGGUGGGUUUUGCUAAUGAGCUCAUUGAUUACUCUCAGUCAGUCGACUAGACUGAAUGUUCCCAAGCUGCUGUUACCUCUCAGCACUCAUGUGCCUGUGAACAUCACACUGACAGCACAGAGAGGAUGCUACAAAUGGGUGUCCUCUCAACCUGACAGGGUCAGGGUGUAUCCUCUCUCUGCAGUCAGCCCUCCAGUUCCACUGCCCCUCUCCUCCUGUAGUCAGCAGUGUUUGGUGUCAGCUCUGUCCUCCCCCCAGGGUGUCCCUAUUCAUAGUGUGGUCCAGGCACAAGAUCCUGUGACAGGUCACAUUCUGCGCUGUGAUGUCAUCAUUGAUCGGAUUGAAAGAAUUCAGAUUGUCACAACCACUAGACAGCUUUAUACUGAUGACCCACCCCUGCAAUUAUUUGUCCAGGCGUUUGACACUAAAGGAAAUACAUUUAGCUGUCUAGCAGGCUUGAAGUUUAAUUGGUGGCUGGCAAAGGAGCCUGAAGCAAUACAGACAGUGAGGUUUGUGCGUUACCAUGAUUCUGGGUACAUUACUCAACCUCAUAUCCUGGCUCUAGAAGAUGCUGGUGAGAGGGGUGAGAAUGUGCUACUGCAUGGGAUCCACAGCGGCUCAGCACUCGUAAAAGUGUCUUUUAUGCACCCAGAGCAUAAGCAUGUGGAAGCAGCCAAUGUGACUUUGUUUGUGGUAGACAGACUACACCUGAGUCCAGCAGGGGAUACCUACCUGCUACGAGGCUCGACUAUUAAAUACAAUAUGUGGAAAACAGAGCAAGAGGGGGAGACUGAGGUCACUCUGUCUGAAGAGGGAUACAGUCUGGUUGUGGAUGGAUACAAAAGAAGAAUGUAUAAUGACAUCAUCUGGGUUGACUGGGACACAGCUACUAUAACCGCUCUCAAGCUGGGUCAUGCGGCACUAACCGUUGUGCACAAUACUGAUGACUCAGAUCUGCCCCCUGAAAUAAUCUCCCACCUCCCUCACACUACUGUACAUGUGGUGGAGCCCAGAUACAUGACAUUGAGUAUAAAAGGGGAAGAGGACAUAUGGGUGUUAGAGACAGGAUGGCAGUAUUAUUUGACUGUCCGUAUCCAUGACAACGAGGGCCAUGUGGUUCACCUUUCACAGAAUGCAGUGAUUGUUGUCGAGGAGACUGAGGGGUUCAUGACUGUGGAUUCUUCUUCUGAUCCCUCCUGCCACCUCCUGCAGACCCUUAAGACAGGAAAGACCUUAAUACAGGCCUCACUUUAUAGCGUCAUCUCAGAGGAUGGUGAAAAUUGGCCUGUCGUCCCACCAAUCAGAGCGCAACAGGAAGUGAAUAUCUACAGUCCCCUUACCCUGCAGCCCUCUGUUAUUGCAUUUCCAUGGCAACCCCACAAUAAGCUUUACCAGCACAAUAUUCAGGUGGAGGGAGGUAGUGGCUCUGUGACGUGGGAUGUGUCUGAUAGUGAAAUUGCCACAGUAACAGUAAAAGGGGAGGUCCUAGCAGGAAAAAGGAGGGGCAAGACUGAAAUUCAUGCUUCAGAUUCCAAAAACCAGCUACAUAAAGCAGUCGCAAAGGUGAUGGUUGUGAUGCCUGGCCGAAUGAAGCUCAUGCUCCAGAGGGCUGACUGCCGUGUGGGGGACAGGAUAGACCUUCCCUUGGCUCUGUGGGGCAUCCAGGACCCCUCAGACUCUUACUCUCAGACCCACAACUCUCUGCUGGAGGAGAGAAAUCUUGUGCCAGUCACAGACUGCUCUCUGCUUUCUCUGCACAUCCACACUGAACCCACUGGUGUCUUCACACACGUGCCAGGGUCUCUGUCACCAGGUGCUGGAUUCUGUGGAGGGGUCCAUUUCAAGGCUCUUUCAUCUGGUCACGCUGUUGUUACUAUCUCAGUGGAAACAGAGGCAUGCAGCAUCAGUGAGACGACAAGACUAGUGGCCUACAGCCCUCUUAAAUCGCUUGUGUCUGAGGUUAUGCUUUCAGUGGGCUCAUCUCGUAUGGUUGCAUUUGAGGGGGGUCCUCAGCCCUGGCCCCUGGCCCCAUUCCGUUUCUAUAGUUAUGUCGAGGCCCAGCCAGCAGGGGGUGUUAUCGUGAAGGCACUGAGUCCUACCAAAGCAUGGCCACCUCGACAUGCGUAUCAGGUCAUGUGCACCGCUGUGGGAGAACAGUGGUUGGUCUUUAGGUGUGGAAAUACUCCAGGCUCAUUAAACGAGAUGCCCGCAGUCGAGGAGAGCAGAGUUCAGGUGGCAUGUGGCGUACCUGCUAGUCUCUCUCUUUCUCUUCUCUCCUCCUCUCCUUCAUCCGUCCCUCUGUUCUCCCACCACUUCUCUUGUACUCAGCCUCAGUACCCCUGUGGACCGUUGUCUGUGUCCAGCAGUAGGGAUGCUACGUUGCAGUUGUCUGUGUUCGACCAGAAGGGGGUGCAGUUUGAUAAUUUCACCUCCUGCUCAGUGAGGUGGACAUCCUCUGACCCUGUUCUCCUCUCAGUGUCCCUCCAAUCCACAAUGAAUGUGGCUGACAAACCAAAUCAGACAGGCUACAAACUACACGCAUGGCAGGUGCUUCAAGCCCAUGGACAGACAGGAACCGUGACUGUCAAUGUCACUCUCAGCUGUCCAGAGAUUUGGACAACUCCAGUGUCUCAGUGUGUGAAUUUGCAGUUGGUUGACAACGUGCAGUGGGACAGACACUCUGUCACUCUGUUCAACCAUCCAAAAGUCACAGAAAAUCUGUCCUUGAUCCAUGGCUCAGGUCACUUUCAGGUCUAUCUACAUAACAAGGAGUUGGCCAACAUCACCCAUAUGGAGAACACCAAUAUAGUACAGGUGUCCCCACUUCAGCCUGGUUCUUCCACUCUCUUGGCUCGUGACCUCUGUCUGUCUGAUUCUGCUGAAGCAUCCUUCCUAAUUUCUGACAUCACAGAUUUCCAGAUUGACUUCUUGGAUAUUGUUGAGGUCAGUCACACUGCUUCAGCGCGAGUGCGCAUUCUGGACUCGAACAAUCAGCCAUUUCUCCAUCACUUCCUGUCGCUAAUGAAUCUCACGCUUAUCCCUUCUUCAUCCAUCAUUUCUGUCGAGGAGGCGGGGCUAGAGGACAGGUACUCUUUGGGCUUCCAUGUGACAGGUCUUGAAGUCGGCGUGGUCAGUCUUCACGUCUCAGCGGUGGAUGGUCAUGGCCGUGUUAUAAGCUCCUCCCACAAGAAUAUGCAAGUUUACCCACCAUUAAAUCUGCGGCCCCGUAAACUCACUCUGGCAGUUGGAAGUGUGCGACAGGUGAAAUGGGAGGGAGGGCCUCACCCUCAGUCCAGUGUUGGUUUCUCUGUGAGUGACAGUUCUAUCGCUGUGGUGUCAGAGACAGGAUUGGUCAGAGGUGUGUCAGUGGGUGUGAUCAAACUCAGAGGAGCUCUGCAAACUGUAACACAAGAUACAGGAGCACAGCUUACUUUUGCACAGGAUGAAGUAGAGGUGGAGGUGUUUGACCUGAUAGCAGUGCGGAUACAGGCUCCUUUAGACACUCUGUCUCUAGGAACAGAGAUGCCCGUUUAUGUGAUGGGCAGUGACAGCAGUCAGAAUCCUCUGGCUCUGGGCAGUGUUGAGUCUGGCCUCAGUUUCCACUGGAGUCUGAGUAAAGUGGGUGUGCUGGAGAUCAAGCCAAGGCACACAGAGGUGGGUGUUGGCGUGUCUCCCUUUCAUCGUUUCUCUGUGCUGGUAAGGGCUGAAGCUCCAGGUAAGACCAGCCUUAAAGUGUGUGUGCAGCUUGAACAGAUACACAGCAGCAACACGACACUCUCUCAUCAUCUCACUGAUGAGAUACAGAUACUGGUGUUUGAAGAGACGCAGUUAGCCACAGGGAGUCCCGGAUUCAUCCUCAUGUCCCCUCACUCUCAGUACCCCCUACAGAGCAAUAAAGACUUAAUCUGUCCAGUCCGUUAUGCCCUUAGCCAGUGUGUGUCAGGGGCAGGCCUUGUUACUGUUGAUGAUCAGGGAGUACUGAAGACAGGGCCUUAUGUAGGAGUUGCCCUUUUGGAGGUUUUUGCCAUGGACAUUUGUGGUAUCAACCAAACACUGCUAAUCAAUGUGAAGGUGUCGGCAGUGUGGUUUGUGCAUGUUUUGGCUGUGACAUCCCUGAAGAGUGACGGUGAGAGAGCUCUGCCUGCCUUCCCUCUGGGCUGGAGUAUUCGUAUCAUGGCUUUCUACUAUGACAUCCUGGGACAACAGUUCCACUCUCAUAAUAUACAAACUCAGGUUACCACUAACAGAGAUGACCUGGUGCAAGUGAUAGCUGACAAAGACAGUCACUUGUUUCUGGUGGAGACUGUGUCCCCUGGUCUGACUGUUUUGAGGGUACAGGGGGACCCUAUAAACCCAUCUCUGAGCGAUUACACCCCUCUGCUAGUGCUGCCUGCCAUCUCAGAGCCCCAUGGAUCACUGCGACCUGGAGAUGUCAUCUGCUUUAGCACUCCGAUUACAGACCAGCAUGGUCAGCAAGGCAGAUGGGAUGUGUCAUCAAGUCAGAUCCUUCAGAUGAACUCAGAGACUGGAGUGGCAUUUGCAAAGAAUUCUGGGACAGUAGUGGUAUACUAUAGGAUGGAAUGGGGGCAGCAAACCUUUCGAGAGGUCAUGGUGGAGUCUGCAUCCUCUCCUGUAGUCAUUCUUCCUGCUGAUAGGCUCCUCACUAACUGGCCUAAAGCUUCAGAAUACACAAUCAAAGUAGAUCUCAACAACUCUGCUGCAAACACUGCUCUAUGUACUCUGGACCAGUGGGAGACCAUAGAGAAAAAGCUACAGCCUGAGAAAGAGCUGCAGUGCUCCAUACACUUCAGCGCCCCCUACCAACAGCUCAAAAUACUGCAGGCUAUGUUUAAUGCAUCACCAUUCUACGAUAUAGACACUGCUCAGUACAGUUGCAAGAUCUCUGCACUGCCCCAGUCAGACUCCAUCCUCCAUCACAUGUCCACUCUUCCACUCUCUGUCUAUCUGUCUGUCUCUCUGAAGACUCAAUCUCCCCUAGACACUCUUCUUCCACUCCCUUUCUCACCUCUCUCUUUACAGUCUUCUGUUUUGCUCCCGUAUGUGCCAGCAUUCCAUUGUCCUGUCACCCAGAUCAACCUUUCCUCCCAGCAGCCUGUGGCUGACAUCCCUGUGUUUGGCACCAGAGACAUGCUCAGUACACUGAGGGUCCACUCAGAGACCGCAGACAUCAUUAUAUCUGAGCCCACCCAUUCAGAUGAAGAUCCCACCCUCCUCCUUAUUUCAGUCUACUCAACCUCACACUUCCUGAAUCAGGCACCUUAUACUGGAAACAUCAUCCUGUACACAGUUCUCACCCCACAGACACAUUUUGUGAUGGUGACCAGCCUGAUGGGCAGCCAAGAGUCAGGUCAACUUGGAGCUCAUUCAAAUUCUGGACAUUUGUUUAUGCUGACAUUUGCUGUGUUUGCUGUACUGGCCACCACUGCCAUACUUCUCAUAGCACACAAUACCAUGCUGUCUCGCAUACAGACUGUACCUGCACAGUGCGUGCCCUCUGCUAUUACAGAAGUGGACAAAAAAUAUUUCUUUCCAUGGAUCACACCAUCACCACCAACAGACAGAACACUGCGGAGAAGACAGUGGCUCUGGAGUACUCAAUAG
This is a messenger RNA of Myxocyprinus asiaticus (Chinese sucker), 5646 nucleotides long. Its product is annotated as nuclear pore membrane glycoprotein 210-like. The transcript has 41 exons. Lineage: Eukaryota; Metazoa; Chordata; Actinopteri; Cypriniformes; Catostomidae. Bases 1 to 5646 code for a protein of 1881 amino acids. Gene Ontology annotation, cellular component: nuclear pore. The record is from RefSeq and is a predicted model, not a curated record.